Messenger RNA from Arachis ipaensis, 1121 nucleotides. Lineage: Eukaryota; Viridiplantae; Streptophyta; Magnoliopsida; Fabales; Fabaceae. The record is from RefSeq and is a predicted model, not a curated record.
UUUGGGUGUAAGUGAAGAUAAGUAGAAGUGAACAGAACUAGAAGGAAGAGGAGGCAGCAGCAGAGUUUGGUGAAGUAGUAUCUAAGCCUGAAUUACCAGAUAUGUACUUCCUCAGUCCUCAUUUCUUCUAAUUUGCGAAUUUUCUUGCUCAGCGUAUAUUUCCGGUGACAAUUGUAGCACACAAACAAUGCAAGCAGCAUCUCUAUCUCAAACCUUCAUCGUAAAUCCAACUCCACAGCUGCAGGUGGCCAGAUGCAAGCAGAGAGUAGAUGAGUUCAUAAUCCCCACCAUGAAUUUUACACGUCUGCCUCCUUCAUGGAAGCUUAGACAUGCUGCAACAAAAAGGGAACACGUUCAAUGUCUUCCUAAUGCUGCCGUUUUAUCAGAUGCUGAAAUUACUUGUGCACAGUUCGAGGAGUUCUCUGUCUCUGUUGGUGACAUCAGUGAUUCUAAAGAACUAAAGAUAAGCAUAAAGGUAUCUGGAAGCAAAACUCAACAGAUCUUUGAUGAUGUCUUUGGGAAAAUGGUUGCAGCAGCACAACCAAUUCCGGGAUUCCGAAGAGUAAAAGGAGGAAAAACACCAAAUAUACCAAAAGAAAUUUUGUUAGAGGUGCUUGGGCCAUCAAGAGUGUACAAGGAAGUUAUCAAGAAAGUUAUCAACUCAACUGUAGCUGAGUAUGUGGAGAAGGAGCGGUUGAUGGUUAGCACUAACCUGAGAGUUGAGCAAAGCUUUGAAGAUCUUAAAAGUACCUUUGAAGAGGGACAACAAUUCAGCUUUGAUGCUGUGAUUCAGCUUCAAAAGUAGAAGCGAAUUACAUUUGUUUAUUCACACUUGUGAGAAUACAGGAAGGCUAAGAGCAAACUUAGGGAGUAAAAUAAGUUUACAAGGAAUUUUUAAUAGGAGAGAACUUGUAGGUAGUUUUCAUAAGAAAAUUUUAUUCUUGAUCAUUGAAAUUAUAACAUAGAUGAUACUAUAUACAUUUCUGUAGCAUUGUAAUUGAAACAUCAUCAAAAAUAAGAAAGAAAAUUAAUUCACAUCAUAUUUUCUCAUAUUGUCUUUGUUAUAGUUAGUGCAUUAUUGUGAGUAGUGUUCAAUUUCAUAUUACUUUGUAUCUAUUAGA